AUGUCACAUGUAAAAGGUUCUGAGGCUCCUCAAUGGCCGCUUUCGUCUGUUCCUGACCGUUUUUCUGUCUCACAACUGCUCUCCUCUCUCACCGUCCCCGCCUCUGCAGGCACGUGGAUCGCAUAUCUGGCUCGAGGCCACCGGGUCGUUGGAUGGGUCAGACCAGGCGGCGGGUUUCGAUCUUCGGCUCGGCGGGUAGCGGCGGGCGUGUUCGUGGCAUCGUUGGAGUCGACGUCAGACACCGAGUCCCUCGUGUCUCUCGAGGAGCAGCUGCAACAUAUGCGACAAGAGCUCGCCGCUGCGCGCGCCCAGGUGCGCGCAUCGGAGACCCGUGUGCGGCAGACGCUGGACCGGAUGGCGGAGCUGGAGUCGCUCGUGCAGACCACGCGCGUCGUCGACCCUCUUCCCAGGGAACCCAGCAGCAGCCAGGGGGAUGCGGCGGAGGGUGGCGCGCCGAGUGCUAGCCUGGCGGUAGUGGAGAAGGCGGACGCGAUUCUGGCCGCGGAGCCCGCGGAGCUGCAGAGCGCCGCUGAGACGGCGGCGUCGCAGGGGCGCGUGGCGAAGGGGAAGCAGAAGGGGAAGGCCCCGCGGCGCACGAAGCUGGACACGUCGGGGCCGCUGCCCAAGUACGCGUCCACGCUCAAGAACUUCUGGUUCCCCGUCGCCUUCUCCAAAGACGUCGACGCCACCACGCUGAUUCCGUUUGACUGCUUCGAGGAGCCGUGGGUGGUGUUCAGGGGCCCAGACGGCAAGCCAGGGUGCAUCCGGGACGAGUGUGCGCACAGGGCAUGCCCUCUCUCCAUCGGCACUGUGGUGGAAGGCCACGCUGUCUGCCCCUACCACGGGUGGGAGUUCAAGCCGGACGGGCAGUGCACCAAGAUGCCAUCCACGCGCCUCACCAACGUGCGAGUGCGAGCGCUGCCGUGUGUGGAGCACGAGGGCAUGAUCUGGGUGUGGCCCGGCACCGCCACGCCCACCGACACCCUGCCCUCCACCAUGCCGCCCCCCUCCUACACCGUGCACGCCGAGAUAGUGAUAGAGCUGCCGGUGGAGCACGGGCUGCUGGUGGAGAAUCUCCUGGACCUCGCCCACGCGCCCUUCACACACACCACCACCUUCGCCAAGGGCUGGUCCGUUCCCAGCCUGGUUCGCUUCAAGUCGGCAGCUGCGCAGGCACUGCAGGGCCACUGGGAUCCGUACCCCAUCGCCAUGGAGUUCCGCCCGCCCUGCAUGGUGGUGUCCACCAUCGGGCUCGUCAAGCCGGGCCAGCUGGAGGGGGAGGCCAGCGCGCAGGAGUGCACGCAGCAUCUGUACCAGCUGCACGCCUGCCUGCCGUCAUCACGCGGCAAGACACGGCUGCUCUACCGCAUGGGGCUUGACUUUGCCCAGUGGGUCAAGUUUGUGCCUUUCAUCGACAGACUGUGGAAGUCUCUGGCUAACCAGGUGCUGGACGAGGACUUGCGUUUGGUGGUAGGGCAGCAGGACAGGAUGAGACGUGGUGCAAAUGUGUGGAACCACCCUCGGCGCAAGCUGGUGGAGCGGCUGGGGCCCGUGUGGAGCGACGGCGAGCUGCGCGCGUUCUACCGCCUGCUGCGCGCCGAGGGGAAGAACUGGCGCAAGGUGGGGGAAGGGAGGGCGCGGGGGAAGGCGCGGGGGGGGGGGAGGGGGGGGUGGGGGAGGAGGGGGGGUGGUGGCGGAGUUACCGGGGCGAACGGAGGAGAUGGCAGAGGCACUCUUCAACAUGAACAGGUUCCCAACCUGCUCUGUCCUCAAAUCACAGUCCGUUCUCGUGCUGCUGCGUGUGUGCUGCCCGCGUCACCACAGGCGUACCUAUCGUUGCCAGAGGGAGCAGCAUCGGCGGUGGGGCUCGUGGCCAUGAUGACAGAUCACUACUCCAUGCUCGUACGCCCCUCUCCUGCCCCACCCUUGCAUGCCCCCUUCCCUGCCCGCUUCCUGCCUGCAUGUUUAAUUCUCUUUUGCCUCCCCAGAUACCGCACUUCCCCUGCUCCCACCCUUUACCUGCUCACCUUCGCGCGAGCUACCACCAUUGCACCUUCCAACACUGCUCCUUGCCCCUCUUUGCCCCCAAUCCCCCCACACCCGAGGGAGGAGAGGCGCGGGGCAGAGGAGGAGAGCGCGGAACAAGGGGCGGAGGAGCAGGAGGCGCAGCAGUGGAGCGUGGGGAGAAGCACGGGGUCCAGUGCGGGGCGAGGGGGCAGCGAUGGCGCCGUGAAAGGGAGGGAUGUGCGGGGGGCAGCAGCAGCAGCAGCAGCAGCAGCAGGAGGAGUGGCAGGCGGAAGGCAAUCGGCAGGUGUGUGUGCUGCUAAGGCACGUGUCUGUAAGUACCUGCGUGAUGCUUUCUAUCCCGGAGCUGCACUAGGGAGGCAAGCAGAGGGGCGCGGACAAGGAGAGCGAGGGAAGGAGGAGAGAGGGGCAGGGCACGAGGGGAGGCAGGGGGGUGUGGGGAGAAUGGAAGGGGCGGGCAGGCAAAGGAGCGUAGGGUCGCACACCCCUAAGAAGGCUCGGUCGGCGGUUGCUGUGGUGGGUGGCGUGGGGGCGAGAGGGCGAGGCGCGGCAGAGGAGGACGAGAAGAGACGCUCUGAGGUGGCUGCUGGUUUGCGGGUGUCACUGCGCCCACAGCAGCAGCAGCAGCAGCAGCAGCAGGAACAGGAGGUGAAGGCAAGGGCAGAGAAGGAGGAGGAGGAGGAGAAAGAGAGCAGAGCAGAUGAGGCAGGUAGCAGGUUGGCAGGGGUGCAGAGGCGUGGAGAGGAGAAAGGAACAGGGAAGGAGGAGAAGGUUAAGGGGAUUGAGGAGAGGAGGGAGGAGAAGGGCGGUGAUGAGGGGAAGGAGGCGAAGGAUGGUGAAGAGAGGAAGGAGGGGAAGCAGAGGAAGGACGGGAAGGACGGGAAGGAAGGGAAGGGGGGCAAGCGCAAGGCGAAGGCAAAGAGGAAGGGAGUUGCAGGCGGGGCAGAGGUGGGGGCCGAACCUGGUGGGCAGGGAGGGCAGGUGGGUGGCGUGGGUGAUGGGGGGGAGAGGGAGGCGGGGCAGCAUGCAGGAGAAGGGGGCCGAGUUGGGGGAGAUGGAGAUGGAGGGGGAGAAGGGGCCGCGAGGGGAGAAGGGGCUACGAGGAGAGAAGGGGCUACGAGGAGAGAAGGGGCUACGAGGAGAGAAGGGGCUACGAGGGGAGAAGGGGCUACGAGGGGAGAAGCAGGAGCAGCGGGGCAGGGGGUGCAGGAGGCUAUGGGUAGUGGUGGGGGGGAGCAUGCAAUCAGUCUUUUCCACGGUGGCAGCUCCGGAUUGGAUGCCCUGGCCACGUUGGCAGACCUGUCUUUGACAGCUAUGGCGCGCGCCAACAGCCAUGCUGCCGCCCCUCAUACCGCUGCUGCUGCUCCUGCUGCCAGCACUGCUGUGGGCGCCCCUUUCGCCGCUGCCUCUGGUGCUGCUGGGAUUUCCGCCACAGGCCACGUGCCACCUGCCCCGCAGCCGAGCCAGCAGCAUGAGGCGGAGGGGGCGGGCGGGGCAGGAGGUGCAGGGAAGCAGCGCGCAGCAGACAAGCAGGGGGGUGAGGCGAGGGCGGGAGAAGGGGCGCAGGGCAGCAGGGAGGCGCCCAGAGGGGCAGGGCCUGUGCCGAGGAAGGCAAAGAAGAGUAAGAAGAUCAAGGCAGGAGGGGGCAAUGAGAGGAAGGAGGGAGGCGCGGCGAAUAAGGACAAAAGCAGCCAGCCGGAGCAGGCAACAGGGCGGCCACGCCCUCCCGCCUCGCUCCCUGUGCCCGGCCCCUACCCUCUGCUGCCGCCUCCCUCGGUGCCCCCUCUGCCCGUGCCAGUCGCCUUCCCUGCCCUCCCUCCCACGCCCGCCAUGCCCUUUGCUGCUCCUGCCCUUGCCGUUCCUGCAGCGGCAUCGGCAGCAGGAGUAGCGGUAGCGGCCGGAGCAGCAGCAACAGCAGUGCGAUCCCCUCGGCCGAGUGCCUUCAAUGUGGUGCUGCCGAACAUGCCAGGUGCCAUGCCAGGUGGAGUGGGUGGUGCUGCAGGUGGAGGCAUGGCCGUGGGUGCUGCCCCUGCAGCAGGUGCAGGGGGGGCAGCGAGGGCGGAGGCGGAUCCGCUAGACGACAUGCUGCGGCGCUUCCAGCACGCUGCAGCCGCACACGCCAGCGCCACCACCAGCAGGCCUGGCAGUGGCAGCAGCACCACCAGGGCGGGCAGCGGUGCAGUGGCGGGCAAGGGCGGGUCAGUGCCUGUGGUGGUUGGUGGUGGCGGCGCGCAGGGCAGCAGUGGCAGGGCCGUGGGGGCUGUGGGGAAAGGGGCAGGGGGUGCAAGGCAGGGGGUGGGAGGGGAAGGGGCGAGGAGGGCAGGUGGAGGGGAGGCGGCUCGGCAGCAGGGAGGGGGAGGAGGAGGGGGGGUAAAGGCAGCAGGGGGUGCCAAGGGGGCUGUGAAGGCGAGGAGGAAGGCGGAGGAGGUGGCAGAGGGCGAGAAGAAGGGGCAGGGGAAGGUGAAGGAGGGGGCAGGGCCGGGCGCGGACGAGCAUGGCCCCCUCCCUCCUCACUCCCUCGCUUCCUCCGCCCCUCCAACCGUGCCUCCCCCGGUUGCCCCUGCUGCUGCAGGGCCAUGUGCGGCUGGUGGGGAGCAGGGCAAGGAGAAGAAGAAGGGAAAGGAUGGGGGGGCGAGGGAGAAGAGGAAGGGGAAGGAGGGAGGGGUGAGGGAGAGGCGGAAGGAGCAGGAGGGGGGAGUGGUGGAGGAGAGGGUGGUCCUCAAUUUGAUGGGGCGAGACGACAGGGAGGGUGCAGGCAGCGGCGUGAGUCCGGUGGAUUAUGUUGGGAUAGCUCAAGACUCAAGUGCAGCAGACACAGGGGGGCUUGUGCAGCAGCAGCAGCAGCAGCAGCAACAACAGCAGCAGCAACAGCAACAGCAACAGCAACAGCCAGUUACGGCACAGCUGCUGCCUCUUCUGCCACCCUCCCAGCACACUGCCACCACCACAGCAGCAGCAGUAGCAGCAACCGCUCCUACCAUGGGCUCUAGAACCAAUCUGCUAAGCUAUCCUCUCUCCCCCUCCUCCUCGCCUUCUCUCUCCCUCCGCCUCCCAUCCGCCCUGCCCCUCUCCCCCCGCCCCUCCGCAUCCCUCCCACCCGCCCCACACCUCUCAACCGCACCAGGGCCCCUGUUGCUCCAAAUGCCCCUUUCCAUACCCCCUGCACCGCCCGUAACCCCCACAGCCCCCACAGCCCCCACGCCCCCCAUGCUCCCCUUGCUCCCCAUGGGGCCCCCGCCCACCCACACUGGUAUCUCCCUGCACUCUGCUCCUCUGCGCCCGCCCCUCCCCAUGGACGGCGCGCAGGAGAGGGGGGGAGAGCAUGCGGCCGCGCAGCAAGGGGGAGGGGAGCAGAGGGGGGGCGCCACGUGGCUGCCUAUGCCACAUCAGCCUGUGCACCACAUGGCGCCACCUCAGCAAUACCAAGCAGCAGCAAGAGGAGGAAAAACGUGGGGCAGAGCGCCACGUUUAGCAGCACGGGGGGCAGGCAGGAGGAAGAGGCGAGUGGAGCUGUGGCAGGUGGGGAGAGAAGGCGGGGAGGGCGGAGAGAGCGGAGGGAACAAGGCACAGCAUGGGCCACAUGGCACAGCAGCGUGUGUCCCCGUGCCUGGGCAUGGGGAUGGGCGAGUGGAUGGGAUGGAUGGUACUCUCGCCCCGCCACCGCGGGUGUGUCUGGCAGUGCAGCAGUGGGCGCGCUGCGAGUUCUUCUACAGCGCCAUCGACCGCCCCUGGUUCCGCCACAGCGACUUCCACCGCUGCCUCGCCCUCCUCGCCGCCCCGCCUCCCACCGCCCUCCCGCGCACGCUCUGGCGCCUGCUGCGCUGCGCCAUGGGCAAGCCGCGCCGCCUCUCCCCCGCCUUCCUGGCGGAGGAGCGCGCCAACCUCAACGCCUUCCGUGCUGCCGCGCGCACCGCCCUCGCCACUGCCGCUGCCGCCGCUGCUGCUGGUGCGCCUGCAGGAGUGGCUGUGCAAGGGGGCGGGCAGGUGCAAGUGGGGGAGGCGGUACUGGCAGUGCACCCUGCCACGGGCGUGGUAGCAGCGGGGAGGGUGGUGGGCGUGGGCCAUGGUGGGGGGAGGGAGGGAAGGGAGUAUGGGGAGGGGAGGGGGGAAGGGGAGGCGGUGGUGGUGGUGCGCUUUGAGGAGGGGCAGCUGGGCACACAUGCAGUGGCUGAUGUGGACGUGGAUGUGCUGCCCUUGCAUGGCAUGCAUGGCAUGCCGCUGCCUGCCCCGCUGGUGGGGGGGGCGAGUCCGGGAGAUGGGGGGCAGUCGAGGGAGCAGGAUGUGCGCGCUGUGGUGGAGGUGGCACGCUGCUGCGAUAAGAAGCUCCCCUUCACCCCCUCUUCUUCCUUCCCCUUCCCUUCCCUUCCGUCUCUCCCUUUUUCUCCCCUCCCUGCUGCCAACCAUGUGCUGCGUCCCGUCCCGCCCGUCUCCCCCCUUUCACAUCACGCUGCUGCCUCCCAGGCUGCACUGCUGGCGGAGCUGCAGUGCCUCAACGCACAGGCAGAGGGGUGGCUGGGGCAGUUGGGGCAUGCUGCGCUGCUGGCGGAGCUGCAGUGGCUCAACGCACGGGCAGAGGGGCAGCUGGGGGUGCUGCAGGGGAGGGCGGGAGAGGGGGCCCUGGCAGGGGGUGGGGUCGGGGGUGUGGCGGAGGGCGGUGUGGGGCUGGACGAGUCGUUUCAGCGGCAGUAUGCCGUGGUGCUGCUGCAGCUUAGAGACACGGACAAGCAGGUGAGGCAGACGGACAAGUGCGUGAGCG
Messenger RNA from Closterium sp. NIES-65, 6781 nucleotides. Lineage: Eukaryota; Viridiplantae; Streptophyta; Zygnematophyceae; Desmidiales; Closteriaceae. The record is from the annotation of a GenBank genome assembly.